AUGACACCGGAGUUUGACGAAGAGGUGGUUUUUGAGAAUUCUCCACUUUACCAGUACUUACAGGAUCUGGGGCACACAGACUUUGAAACAUGUUCUCUGUCACCAAAAGCAGAAAAAUGCACAGUGGCAGAGGGACAACAAAGGUCUCCUACAAGAGCCCUGCCAAAACGAGGCAUUCUGUUAAAAGUGGCUGAAACCAUCAAAAGUUGUAUUUCUUCUCAUUGCAAUAAGAAAGAUGAUUUACUUCACAAAUUGGUGGAGCCAUCCUCAUUCUUCAAUGAUACUAGGACUGUGAUAAGGAUAUUGGAUUCCGACUUGACUCACUACAUACCAUCCUGCAACAGGAAGUCCUGUUACAAGAGGAUGUGGAGCUAA
Pipistrellus nathusii (Nathusius's pipistrelle) is the source of this 375-nucleotide messenger RNA. Lineage: Eukaryota; Metazoa; Chordata; Mammalia; Chiroptera; Vespertilionidae. The record is from the annotation of a GenBank genome assembly.